ACGUUCGACGUUAUACAUCUUACCCAUUUAAUAUAUCCGUAAUGUCUUGGUUAUUUGGGUUUAAUAGGAAUUCUCCAAAUGUUGAACAUAAGCCAACUUUUGUAUCAACUCCUACAGAAAAUUAUGAAUCUAAAAUUAAUUCAAACAAAGGCAUGGAAACCUACCGCUUUGAUUCUUCAGCAUUAGAAAGAGCCGCUAAAGCUGCAAAAGAGCUUGAGUAUUCAAAAAAUGCUAAAGAAGCCUUGGAAUUAGCUAAAGCCCAAGAGUUGACAUGGCAAAUGGAACAUCAAAAUAAGAUUAAAGAAUAUGAAUUGAAUAUUGAGCAAAUGAAGAUAGAGCAGCAAAAAAUUUACUAUGAGGAAAAGCAUAAAUUGAUUGCGGAAGAAACCAAACAGAGCCAACAAAGGGCACAAUAUCAAGAUCAAUUAGCUAGAAGGCGAUAUGAUGACCAAUUAUUGCAGCAGCAAAAAAUUAAUAGGGAGAAUCUAACAAGGCAAGAAGAGUCUGUUCAAAAACAAGAAGCAUUAAGAAAAGCCACAAUCGAUUACGAACUUGAAACUAAGCACGAGAAAGAAAUGGCAAGAGUAGAAGCUCAAGCCCGGGCAAAAGCCAAGGCCGAAAGGGAAAAUAGAGAUUUAUUUCUGGAGCGCCUUAGGGUUCAAGCUCAAGAACAAAGGGUUACCACACUAGAAUCUAUUAAAUCUGUGACGAGUAUACUAGGUUCCGGAUUCAAUUCUUUUAUAUCGGACUGGAAUAAAAUCAUAGCUGCUGCCGGUGGUAUCACUCUAUUAGCUUUAGGAGCAUAUUCGGCUAAACAUUCUACGCAGGUGAUGGGCAAAUAUAUAGGAGAUAGAUUGGGUAAACCCUCACUUGUCAGAGAUACCUCAAGGUUGGCCGUCACUGAAAUAUUUAAGCAUCCCAUCAAAUAUAUCAAACGUCUAUGCAGCCGAGCGGAAAAUGCAUUAUCCGGUGUCAUAUUAAGUCCGAAAUUGGAAGAGAGAUUAAGGGAAAUAGCCAUAGCUACCAGGCAAACCAAAUCUAAUUCGGGCCUUUAUAGGAAUUUGUUAUUUUACGGAUCACCUGGGACUGGGAAAACAAUGUUCGCCAAAAGUUUAGCAUUACAUUCUGGUAUGGACUAUGCUAUAAUGACUGGUGGUGACGUUUCUCCUAUGGGACCUCAAGGGGUAUCUGCGAUACACAAACUUUUCGAUUGGGCGUUGACUAGUAAAAGAGGAUUAUUGUUGUUCGUUGAUGAAGCGGAUGCUUUCCUCAAGAAACGCUCAAAAGAAAUCAUUAGUGAAGAUUUGCGAAGCUCUUUGAACGCGUUUCUAUAUAGAACCGGUGAACAUUCUAACAAAUUUAUGCUCGUGUUGGCUAGCAACACUCCCGAGCAAUUCGAUUGGGCUAUUAACGAUAGAAUUGACGAAAUGCUAAAAUUUGAUAAUCCUGGAUUGCUGGAACGGGAAAGAAUGGUUUUAGCCUACUUUGAUAAAUACAUUAUCCAGACUUGUUUAAAUAACAAGAGAAGGAAACUGAAGUUAGCUGACUUUGAUCACGUUAAGAAAUGUGGCGAGAUAGCCGUCAGAACCCAAGGGCUUUCUGGCAGAGAAAUCUCAAAAUUUAUUGUAUCCUUACAAGGCAUGAUAGAAAUGCACAGAAUGAUAUUCAAGUUGAAGAUAAUGGGCAAGCAUUCAGUUCUUAUAUAGCUAAAUAGCUCGAAAACAUUCCCUUCCAAAGCAACGAUUAUAACAUUAGUAAUAUAGGACAAGAAUGCCACAUUUUUCUCAGCCAACAUAAUAUCCCAGAAGAGGAUGCACAUUAACCUUUUGGAAGAAAAAGCGACGGAAACUUCAUAGGCUUGCUAAUUUAGCUAGGAAUGUUUUUUGUAUACCUUGCCACCAGUACACCCAGCGAAAGAAUUUUUUCCAUUGCUUGAUUAAUACUCAAUGCUAAAAGGACUUCUUUAUGUCCCACAAA
This is a messenger RNA of Gordionus sp. m RMFG-2023, 1977 nucleotides long. Its product is annotated as ATPase family AAA domain-containing protein 3-B-like. NCBI's taxonomy places the organism in Eukaryota, Metazoa, Nematomorpha, Gordioida, Chordodea, Parachordodidae. The transcript has 16 exons. Gene Ontology annotation, molecular function: ATP binding; zinc ion binding; ATP hydrolysis activity. The record is from RefSeq and is a predicted model, not a curated record. Gene Ontology annotation, biological process: mitochondrion organization. Gene Ontology annotation, cellular component: mitochondrion. The coding region runs from base 42 to 1706 and encodes 554 amino acids.